CAGCCCUGAGCGGGUGGUCCUCCAAGAUGCCGAGCCCCCGGCCCCCAGCCUUGAGCCCCUUGUCCCCAGACCCUGAGCUCCCUGGUCCUCACAGAAGCUGAGGUCCCUUCCUCCGUCUUCCGGCAGGUUUUACCCCACGAAGAUGAACUGGACGGCCGCCGCGUGCUGGGCUCUGCUGCUGGCCGCUGCCUUCCUCUGCGACAGCGGCGCGGCCAAGGGUGGCCGUGGCGGGGCUCGCGGCAGCGCCCGGGGAGGGCUGCGCGGGGGCGCGCGCGGGGCCCCGAGGGUGCGCGUGAGGCCGGCGCCCCGCUACGGCGGCUCCUCCCUGCGCGUGGCUGCGGGGGCGGCGGCGGGCGCGGCGGCCGGGGCGGCGGCAGGCCUGGCCGCGGGUUCCAGCUGGAGGGCGGCGGGGCCCUGGGAGCGGGGCCUGGAGGACGACGAGGACGGGGCACCCGGCGGCAACGGAACGAGCCGGGUUGUCUACAGUUACCGGGCGUGGUGGACUUCGGACGCGGGGCCCACGCGCGGCGCACGCCUCUGCCUGCUGCUGGGCGGUGCCCUGGGCGCCCUGGGGCUGCUGAGGACCUAGACACGGCUGGGCUCGGGGCCAGAUCUGCUCCCAGCCUGCGCCCUCCCCAAAGGCGCCGCGGCCCACCCCAGAGGCCACCCAGUGCCAAGCGCCCCUUCCCUCCACUGCCCACGGCCUCCGAGUCCAGGGGAGCUGCGUGGGCGGUUCGGGCCAGUCCAGCCAGGAGCUGCAGCCUCUCCUACUGGGACCCGGAGGCCGCCUCCUGUUCCCUCUCCUGCCCAAGCGCCUCCCCAGCCUCCCCACCCACCAAGGGGAGCCUUGGCCCAUCAGCCUUGGGAUGCCCUGCCUACCACUUGGAGGUCCUCCCCAGCCAGAAAGGCGGGUGUCUUUCGGUUCCUAUACCAUCCCGGCCAGCUGCCCACCACUCUGCGGAACCGGCCAAAGAGAAGUGCCAAGGCCAGGCUGUUCAGGCCACCCCAGGUCCUCUGAUCCCACCCUGGACACAGAAAGUGGCUCUUCCUGCCACAGCCCUAGGACAUCGUGGCCUCCUUCCAGAAGCAGUCUCCGUGGACCAAGGUCUUGGGGACCUGGGGGAGAGGUUUCCCUCACAGUCUGCAGCAUGCUGGUUGCCUGUCUAGAGAGGGCUCUGUGGAUUUCCAAGCCCAGGCAUGACCAUGCAGUUCUCUGGAUGGCUCCCAGGACACACUCGCUCACGGGAAUGGCCCGGGGACCGUGCUCUCCCCUGGGCAGAUGCUCUGAGACACACUGCCAGGGCUCACUUAGAACCACUUUGCUCUGACUUGAAACAAGUCACUUAACUCUCCUUGGACAUAGUUUGGGGAAAAAAACAUUCUGUUUAAACGCCAAGAGUUUUGUGUUCCCUCUGAGCUCCAGGUUCACACUCUGCAAUGAGCGCGGCCAGUGCUCAGGGAUGGGCAGCCGCUGUUCCCUCCCAGGCGCAGCAACUGAGGCGGGCAGCAGGGCCCCAGCCCGCAGCCCCCUGGGAAGCCGAGAGCGAGUGAGAUGGAGGAGCCGAGGCUGCAGUCAGACCCACUCCCUGGAGGGAGGCGGGCCUCUCCAGGGCCCAGCACCCAGCAAGUACCACCAGAUGUGAGGCGCCUUCCAGCCGAAGGCCCAGGGGAAGCUGCGCUCCCUCCACACCCUGUGACCGUCAGGACACAGCCCAGAGCAGCCUCUGAAGAAACAUUGGGCAGGUCGUGACACGGGUGCACCUCUGGCACCCAACACCUGUGUGUAAGGCCUGUCCAGCCCUUUGCCUCUUGGUGCCUUCCCCUCAAGCUGCCAGCCUGGUCCACUGGCCACGAGCUCAGCGUGGCCCCUGGCUCUUUCACAUGCCCUCCCGCUCCAUCCUCUUGCCCGUCAGCAGGACGGCUCUGGGGCUCGGCUCCUGGGCCUGGUCUCUGGUGCUGGCAAGAGUCUCACCCACUGCUGGGUUGCCUCCCAGAAUCUGCCUCCACCCCUCGGACUGGGGGCCUUUGGACUCAGCUGACAGACACCAGCACUGAGACCAGCAUCUCCCUGCAGCCCUGCCACCUCUGCUCUCCCCCAGCUGGCACACAUCUCUGGUUAGGGGGAGGGUCACCAAGCUGUUGUGGGACCUGGACCGAGCAUUCUUCUCCGAAGACCCAGGCGCUAAGCUGCAGGAAGCAGCUCCCUGCAGCCUCCUGUGUCCACACUGCCAGCAUUCUUGCCUGCGGUGCUCAGAUGACCCCCAUCCUCCCAGAUCGAGCUUGACGCUCCCAAAGACCAGCAGGUGGUGGCCAAGCCCUGGCUGGGGCCUUGGAGGCAGCAUGACCAUUUCAAAGUCUCAAAUGGGGACCCAUCAGGGUGGCACCUUGGGCAACUCAGUUCUUCCUGACGGGCCCAGCCUGGCCGUGCUCAGCCUCAGACACCCACCUGGACACGGACUGUGGCUGGUCCAGACCCUCAUGCCACUCUGCAGUGCGAGCUGUCAGCAGGCCCUGGACGGGACAGAAACAUCACCCUCAUGUCAAGCUUUCCGCACUGACCAGACUCCAACAGCACUUGGAUCUGGCACAGCCACGAAUCUGAAUACUUGGGGGUCGUCUCAAGAACUGGUAAGCGUGCUGGGUGUGGGGCAGCCACACAGCACGGCUGCACCUAGAGGGGUGCCUGCGGGAAGGGGACGUGCCCUGGCAGAAGCUCCAGGGAGGUCACGCCACCACCGGGCACAGAAGAGCCGGAGCUGCUGACCCGCGACACACCCAGCCCCACCCCGGCCCUUUCUCUGCCCUCUUCCAGGAUGCAGGCUGGUAGGAAACGUUCCUGGAUCCCUUCAGGUGGGAUCUCAACGCUGGGAGCUGCCUCUGGGAAUGACUCUGCUGCCCCCGUUAGCUAGAAGGUGCCCAGAGGCGGUGGAAGCCUGGGGUCUCCGCUGACCACACCAGCUUGUGCACAGCUAGGCUGCAAGGAGAGCAGCCCCCGGGGCACCGAGGGGACAGGUGGUGCUUGGCUUCUGCCACAGCCGCUUGGGACCUCUUGUCCAUGCGUGCGUGCGUGCGUGUGUGUCUACGUGUCUGCACGUUUUAGCAGUAAAAUAAAGACUCCGCUGGCGACGAGACUGCUCCUUACUGCAGGAUCCAGGACAUCACAUUGGGAACCUGCAACGAGCCCUCAGGUAUUAACUCAGGUAUUAACCAGUUAACUGGCUCAUGUCCUGUUUUUCUCUGGUGAGGGGCCAUAACACAUGGGCCCACAAUGAAGGAGCCAACCACAGAGACAAG
Molecule: messenger RNA, 3294 nt
Organism: Camelus dromedarius (Arabian camel)
Lineage: Eukaryota; Metazoa; Chordata; Mammalia; Artiodactyla; Camelidae
Gene: SPRN
Product: shadow of prion protein
Exons: 1
Coding region: 143-589 (148 amino acids)
Biological process (GO): protein import into nucleus
Cellular component (GO): nucleus; membrane
Molecular function (GO): nucleic acid binding
Source: RefSeq, a predicted model, not a curated record